This is a messenger RNA of Humulus lupulus (European hop), 2466 nucleotides long. Its product is annotated as cycloartenol synthase-like. Gene Ontology annotation, cellular component: lipid droplet. Gene Ontology annotation, molecular function: intramolecular transferase activity. The record is from RefSeq and is a predicted model, not a curated record. The transcript is spliced from 14 exons. Lineage: Eukaryota; Viridiplantae; Streptophyta; Magnoliopsida; Rosales; Cannabaceae. Bases 53 to 2362 code for a protein of 769 amino acids. Gene Ontology annotation, biological process: triterpenoid biosynthetic process.
UAGAAGAUUAGAAAUAUAGUAAUAACAAUCUUAUAUCAUCAUCAUCAUCAUCAUGUGGGUGCUACGGGUUUCGGAGGGAAAGGAGGAUCCAUGGGUGAAGAGUGUAAAUGAGAACAUAGGAAGACAAUACUGGGAGUUUGAUGAUCAUAGCAGCAUCGUAACUACUCAACAAACAGCUCAACUCCAACACCUUCACCGUCACUUUCAUCUCAACCGCUUUCACACCAAACAUAGUUCUGAUCUUCUAAUGAGGCUUCAGUUUGCAAGGGAGAAUAAUAAUGACCAAGUGAUGAACAUAACAAAAGGACUAGUGAGAGUAGAAAAUGAAGAAGAAAUAACGGAGGAAUCAGUGAAAACGACGCUGAGAAGAGGGUUGUCAUUCUAUUCAACUUUGCAAACUCAAGAUGGUUUUUGGCCUGGUGAUUAUGGCGGUCCUUUGUUUCUUCUACCUGGACUGGUUAUUGGAUUGAGUGUCACGGGGGGCCUUAAUGCCAUCUUACCACAUGAGCACCGACGCGAAGCCUGUCGCUACCUCUACAAUCAUCAGAAUGAAGAUGGGGGAUGGGGACUGCACAUAGAAGGGAGAAGCACCAUGUUCUGUAGUGGCCUAUGCUACGUGGCUCUGAGGUUGCUCGGAGAAGACAUGAACGUCCAGCCCAUUCACAAAGCCAGAUCAUGGAUCCUCCGCCAUGGUGGCCUUACCUAUAUUCCUUCCUGGGGGAAAAUGUGGCUCUCGGUACUUGGGGUGUAUGAAUGGAGUGGCAACAAUCCAUUACCACCAGAGCUAUGGCUUCUUCCAUACACUCUAAAUCCCGUACACCCAGGACGAAUGUGGUGUCAUUGUAGAAUGGUGUAUCUGGCCAUGUCAUAUUUGUACGGAACAAAAUUUGUGGGUCCUAUCAAUUCCUUGGUUUUGUCUCUUAGGAAGGAACUUUAUACUCUUCCUUAUCAUCUUAUUGACUGGGACCACUCUCGUAACCUUUGCUAUAAGGAGGACUUGUAUUAUCCCCAUCCAAUGAUACAGGACAUAUUAUGGAGUUGCCUGCAUAAGAUUGGAGAACCUCUUCUGAAUAGUUGGCCUUUGUCUAAGCUAAGGCAGAGGGCUCUUCAUACUGUCAUGCAACAUAUCCACUACGAAGACCAAAACACCAACUACGUCUGUCUUGGCCCCGUCAACAAGGUACUGAACAUGAUUUGUUGUUGGGUGGAGGACCCACAUUCUGAUGCCUACAAGUCUCACCUUUCCCGAAUUAAAGAUUACCUUUGGCUUGCUGAAGAUGGUUUGAAAAUGCAGGGAUAUAAUGGUUCUCAACUGUGGGAUUGUGCUUUGACUGUUCAAGCUAUCAUGGCAACCCAUUUGAAGGAUGAGUACAGUUCAAUGCUUAAGAAAGCUCACUACUUCAUCAAAAAAACACAAAUAAGAAAAAACAAUUGGGGUAAUUUAAGUGAUUGGUAUCGCCACAUUAGAAAGGGAGGAUGGACCUUCUCAACUCCUGACAAUGGUUGGCCUGUCUCUGAUUGUACUGCUGAAGCUUUAAAGGCAGCCCUCUUACUAUCAGACAUGCCGUCUGAUAUCGUGGGAGAAGCCAUACCAGAGGAUCACCUUAAGGAUGCUGUUCAUCUUAUUUUAUCUUUACAAAACAAGAAUGGAGGAUUUGCAUCCUAUGAACUCACAAGAUCCUACGCUUGGCUGGAGAUGAUUAAUCCAGCUGAAACGUUUGGAGACAUUAUCAUCGAUUACCAGUACGUGGAAUGCACAGCAGCAGUGAUCAAAGGGCUGAAAUCAUUCACAAAGAAACACAAAGAGCAUAGGAAGAAAGAGAUCGAAGAAUGCAUAGGAAAGGCAGCAGAGUUCAUAGAGAGCAGGCAAGAAGAUGACGGCUCGUGGUAUGGGUCAUGGGGUGUCUGCUACACCUACGCCACUUGCUUCGCCGUAAAGGGCCUGGUGGCCGCUGGCCGCACCUACAACACCAGUCAUUCCAUAAGAAGAGCUUCUCGUUUCUUGCUCUCCAAGCAACUCCCUUCUUCUGGGGGUUGGGGUGAGAGCUAUCUUUCAUGCCAAAACAAGGUGUACACCAAUUUGAAAGGAGAUAAACCACACUUGGUAAACACUGCAUGGGCCAUGUUAGCUCUCAUCGAAGUUGGCCAGGCCGAGAGAGAUCCAACGCCCUUGCAUCAGGCUGCCAAAUUGUUGAUAAAUUCACAAAUGGAAAACGGGGACUUUCCACAACAGGAAAUUAUGGGAGUGUUCAAUAGAAAUUGCAUGAUCAGCUAUUCUGCCUACAGAAACAUAUUCCCCAUAUGGGCGUUGGGAGAGUACUUCACUCGGGUUUUGCUGCCUUCUUUGCCUAUUCUUCUAUAAUUAAUUAACAGUGUGUUAAUUGUAAAACUAUAUGGUCUUAUUAUGUUAUACAUAGUUCAAUAAAACACGUACUUCUAUAUAUGAUCACCAAGCUGUAACCCAUG